AUGCUUGCGCAUGCUAAUAACGUGCACAAGAUGAACCUACGUCGUCGCCUCUCUCACCUCAAGGUGAUGCAACCCCAGCUGGACAUGCUGCAGAGCCAGCUGUCCAUUCUCGUGCCCACCUUCCCCUGCCCCAAGGAGGAGCGCGUGGGCGUGUGGGCUGAUGGUCGAAAGUGGCUAUGCAACAUGAAGACCUUUCUGCCAGAUAAUCCCGUAGUGUACAGCAUAGGGUCAGGAGGCGAGUACUCAUUUGAAAAGGACAUGUUCUUCAAGUUCCCCCUCACGCGCCCACUCACCUUCGAUCCAUUCCUCGAUCCCUCCCUCUCCUCCUCCAUGCAAGCCCUCUCCUUCCUCCGCCUGCUCCCCAUCGGCCUCGCGGGUGCCGGGGUGAUCGAGAGAGCGAGGGUGGACCGACCGGGAGUGCAGUUUAUGACUGUUGGGGAGGUCAUGGCGGCGAAUAAUCACUCCUAUGUGGAUGUUUUGAAGGUGGAUUGCGAUGGGUGUGAGGAGGGGUUGGUGUAUGAUAUUAAGCCGGGAAGGAGGGAGGGUGGGGGGGAAGGGGUGGGGGAUGGGGUGGGGGUUGGGAGUGGAGGAGGGAGGGGAGAAGGGGGAGGAGGAGGGGAAGGGAGGGAGGAGGAGGUGUUGGAGGAGUUUAGCCGAGUGAAGCCGUUUGGAGACCCUGCGAUUGGCCAGAUAUUGAUUGACUUGCACCAUGUCAACAACCCCAGCAUAACCCUGCCCAUGGACGUUCGGCUGCGCACCCUCGUUUUAGUCAACAUCGCGGCGAUUGUAGAGAGGGCGGACGAGGCGCUUCUUCCUGCCGUUUAUAACGAGGUGGGGCAAGCCUUUCACGCAUCCCCGCAGGCCUUGGGGACUCUCACACUCGUGCGCGCGCUCGUGCAGGCCCUCACGUGCCCGCUCGCCCCAUGGCUGGCGCAUUGGAUGGCUCGUGUGAGAGUUAUUGCAGUGGGUGCGUUCACGUGGGCCAUCGCCACUCUAGGGGUUGGCAUUGCCACCAAUUACUACGAGGUGGCGGCAUGGAGAGGCCUCAAUGGAGUCGGGCUGGCUCUAGUCAUCCCAGCCAUCCAGUCACUAGUGGCCGAUUCAGCCAGCAACAGCACAAGGGGCAUGGCGUUCGGCUGGUUGCAGUUCGUCACCAACUUCGGCAACAUCCUCGGAUUCACCCUCGGCAUCUCCCUCGCCUGCUACGCCUUCUUUGGCCUCGCUGGCUGGCGCAUGGCCUUCAUUAUAGUCACGGUUGUCAGCUUGGGUCUUGCGGCCGUGCUUUGGUUGUUCGCACACGACCCGCCUCCCACCACAGUCAAGUCAAUAGACGCCUUGACCGGUCUGAUUGACGACUCUGGGGCACAAGAGGAGCGCACUGUAGAGCCACUGCUAUCUGAAGACCAUGGCCUAGACUUGAAGCAGCAGCAGCAGCCCCACCACCUCUAUCAGCAGCAGCAACACCAGCAGCAGCAGCAGCAGCAGCAGCAGUCUCAAGCCAACGAAUCAACCCCACUCCAACCCACUUCCUCCCACCACCGUCACCCCUCCUCCCCAUCCCCGCACUCUCCCCACUCGCAUCCCCACCCCUCCCCACUCCCCCCCACCCCUCUCUCCGCCCCUCGCUCCUCCUCCACCUUCCUCUCAGACGUCCUCAAAGUCCUCCGAAUCCGAACCUUCCAGCUGAUUAUAGCUCAGGGCGUCGUAGGCUCGUUCCCCUGGGCAGCAGGCGCGUUCUUCCCCAUGUGGUUCGAGCUUCUAGGCUUCUCCCACGCCUCCACUGCCGUUCUGCUCUCUGUGUUCACUGUCGCGUGCAGCUUGGGGGGGCUGUUCGGCGGGUGGUUCGGGGAUGUGAUGGCGCGGAGGUGGCCGGAUGGGGGGCGGCUGGUGUGUGCGCAGAUCAGCGCUGGUUCGGCGGUGGUGCUGUCUACGGUGCUGCUGAGGGUGGUGCCGCAUUCGCCCGAGUAUUUUGGGGUGUACCUUAUGGUGUUGACCCUGAUGGGGUUUCUGAUCUCGUGGAAUGCUGCUGGUACCAACAACCCCAUAUUCGCAGAGAUCGUACCCGAGCGCCUCCGCACGGACAUAUACGCGCUCGACCGAACCUUUGAAAUGUCCAUAGCAGCCUUCGCCCCCCCCACUGUGGGCUACCUCGCCCAGGCUUGGUUCGGGUACAUCCCACCCUCGCCCGAACCUGCCGAUACCACUGCUUUGGGCAGCGAUAGCGGGAGUGGUGUUAGCAGCAGUAGCUCAUGCAGCCGAAACAGCAGGAGCCAUGCGGAAAUGGCAGCAGAUGCUAAGAAUGCCGAGGCGUUGUCGCUGGGUUUGUUCUGGACUAUGGCGGUGCCGUUUGCGAUUUGCUGUGCGUGCUACGGGUGGCUGUAUUGGACAUAUCCCAAGGACCGGGAUCGCGUUCGGGCCGAAGCUGCGGCCGAGGCUCGGGAAGACAGGAGCAUGGCGUCAUUCUCGAGGCUGCACGACAAAGUGUUCUCGCAGCAGCACCAACAGCAGCACUAUCGCGACCAUCUUUUGGGGCUGAAUGCGUUUCAGCGACACCAGAAGUUCGUCCAUGACUAUGUGCGUUUCUACGGCCGCUCGGCACCCUCAAGCGCUGCACCCGCAUUCAAGACGGACCUGGACGUCCUCCGAGAGAGCUACAGGUUCAUUCGGUCAGACGCAGAUGAUGCAGAGGGCACGUGGGAGCAGAGGCUAGCCAAGCGAUAUUAUGACAAGCUGUUCAAGGAGUACUGUGUUGCGGACAUGAGCCGAUACAAGGAGAACAAGAUUGGCUUGCGAUGGCGCACACAUGCUGAAGUGCUGCAAGGAAAAGGUCAGUUUGUGUGUGGCACUAAAGGGUGUGACAAUAGAGAAGGCCUUCAUAGCUACGAGGUCAAUUUCGCCUACCAUGAGGCUGGGCAGAAGAAACAGGCUCUGGUCAAGUUGAGGGUGUGCGCCAAACACGCGUAUCAGCUCAACUACCGCAAAGAGAAAGAGCUGGAGCGGCAGCGAGCUGCAGAGGAGCGGGAGAGGGAGAGGGCAGAACGAGAGAGAAGGCAUACGGAGAGGAAGAAACGGAAGACGCGAAGAGACAGCGACAGUGAUUCUAGCAACAGCAGCCAGAGCGAUACCAGUGACACAAGCGACAGCGAGAAGGGUGCAGCAGAGAGCGAUAGUGAUGAGGGCGACGAUGCAAAGAGGCACAAGAGGCGUAGGAGUGAGAGAGCAAGGAAGGAGGGGCGCACAGGAAAGGGAGAGAGGCACAGUGUAAAGGAGGAGGAGGCUAAGCUUAGGAAGGAGAAGCGGGAGCAUGAGUUUGGAAAAAGAGGGGGAAGCACGGCAGGUGGGGAAGGCCGGAUAAGUGGAGCACGCGGGGAAAGUGGGGCUGGUGGGGCGGGUGAAGGAACAGAAGCAGGGCGGGAUGGGGCGGUAUGUGGAGCGGCUGAUAUAAGCAAAACAGCAGGAAGUGGACAUGAGGUCGGAAGGGCUGGGCAGGGACAUGGACCCGAGCAGGGACACGAGCAGGGUCACGGACAGGGCAGUGGAAGCGGUUUGGCAGAUGGCAUGGGCAAAAACGUCGUGGUUCAAGGGGGCACGCUGCCAGCCAAUGAGGAUGUGUGGCAGCAGCCAGCAAUGGCAGUGGAGCCAAGCCGAGAAGAGGAGUUUGACGAGUACUUCCAGGGAAUGACGAUCAGAAGGUUCACCAUGAUGACGUCACGAGCCGAGACCACCUUCGCUUCGCCCAGAAUUCUGGCUGUCAAGCGUCGAAUUCCUCGUUUCCUGCUCUCUUUCGCGUCCGCCUCUAAAUCCCGCCGGGAAUUCCGCUUCUGCAUCGACCGCGGCGGCACAUUCACCGACAUUUACGCCGAGGUUCCCGGCGACCCGCCCUUUCGCGUUGUUAAACUGCUUUCCGAGGACCCUCUUAACUACGAUGACGCGCCGCGGGAAGGAAUUCGCCGGAUCCUGGAAGAGGUCACGGGCGAGAAAAUCCCGCGAAACGCGCCGCUUCCUACGGAGCGAAUCGACUGGAUCCGCAUGGGGACGACCGUCGCGACGAACGCGCUGCUGGAGCGCGCCGGCGAGCGGACGGCUCUCUGCGUGACACGUGGCUUUCCGGAUCUGCUGCGGAUCGGCAACCAGGCGCGCCCGCGCAUCUUCGAUCUGACGGCUCGGCGCGCUUCACUGCUGUACGAGGAGGUGGUGGAGGUGGAGGAGCGCGCGCAGGUGCUGCCGGGGGAAGAGGCGCAGGGGGAAGGCCUGGGGAAGGGGAACGGCGGGGGGGAGGCGGAAGGCGGGGGAAAGGAAGGGGAGGGUGAGGCGGACGGGGGGGAGGAGGGGGGAAAGCGCACGGUGCGCGGAGUUUCGGGGGAGCUAGUGCGCGUGCUAGUGCCGCUUAACAUCGAGAAGACUCGAGCCGCGCUGGAGAAGGUGUUGGCACGUGGCAUCAAGUCAUUGGCCAUCGCGUUCCUCCACUCUUACACCUUCCCGAACCACGAGCGCGCAGUGGCGGCUUUAGCGCGGGAGAUGGGCUUUAAUCAGGUCUCUGCGUCGAGCGAUCUCGUUCCAAUGGUCAGGAUCGUGCCACGUGGACACACUGCCUGCGUGGACGCAUAUCUGACCCCCGCUAUACGCACCUACGUGGGGAAGUUCCUAGCGGGGUUUGACUCGGGUCUUGCUGACGUGGCAGUGUCGUUUAUGCGGUCGGACGGAGGGUUGACUCCCGCCCAAGCCUUCACGGGUUACCAAGCCAUCCUGUCAGGUCCGGCAGGAGGUGUGGUUGGGUUUGCACGAACCACAUUCGAGUUCGAGGAUCGGGAAAUGGAAGGUCUGGAAGGACUCCUGUCUGAUGUCAGCAGCAGCAAAGAAAACAACCAAAAUGAUAACAAGGUAAAGGACGACUCUAUUGGUGCUGCUGGUACAGCAGCGGAGGGAGCGCUGAGGUGUCAUCCUGUGAUUGGCUUUGAUAUGGGCGGCACAUCUACUGACGUGUCAAGAUACGCAGGGGGCGCAUACGAGCAGGUUCUCGAAACCACCACCGCCGGCAUCACCAUUCAAGCCCCCCAGCUCGACAUAAACACUGUAGCAGCGGGUGGCGGCUCUCGUCUUUUCUUCGAGUCGGGCAUGUUACGUGUGGGGCCCGCGUCAGUAGGGGCCCACCCCGGCCCGGUCUGCUACAGGAAAGGCGGGCAGCUGGCCGUGACAGAUGCCAACCUGCUAUUGGGCCGCGUGCUGCCCGAAUAUUUUCCCGCCAUUUUCGGGCCGAACGAGGACCUCCCAUUGGACGAGCAGGCGGCGAGGGAGGCAAUGGCUGAGCUGGCAAACGAAGUGAACCGCGGGAUGGGUGGGGGGCAAGGUGAGGGGGACAAGGAGGGGGAGGGCAAGGAAAGGGAGGGGGAAGGGCAGGAGUCAUUGCAAGGAGGGAUGUCAGUAGAAGAGGUGGCGAUGGGGUUUAUCCGCGUGGCAAACGAGGCCAUGUGCCGGCCAAUCAGAGAGCUCACCGAGGCUCGGGGCCACGAGACCAGCACGCACGUGCUCGCUUGCUUCGGCGGCGCCGGACCUCAGCAUGCAUGCGCCAUUGCCCGGUCCCUCGGGAUCUCCACUGUGUUUGUGCAUCGGCUGUGCGGGAUUCUGAGCGCGUACGGCAUGGGGUUGGCUGAUCGGGUGGUUGAGAUGCAAGAGCCGGCUGCUGAGGUGUGCUCCAAUGAGAGCUUGCCACGUGUGCUGGCCCGGGCGGCGCGGAUGGAGGAGCAAGUGCGGGUGGCGCUGUGUGGACGGGGGAGUGGGGAGGGGGGUGGGAGUGAGGGAGACGGAAAGGGAGGAAAGGGAGAAGGGGGAGAGGGAGAGAGUGGCGAGCGAGGGGAGGGGAGGAGAGAGGAUGGGGAGGGGAUGGAAGGAGAGAGGACAGGGGUGUGGACGCAGGUGCUUCUGAACCUGCGAUAUGACAGCACCGACACAGUUCUUAUGGUCGAAGCACCACCCACACACACUCUCCCCUCCACCACUCCCUCCUCCACCACUGAGACAGCGCAAGCACAUGCCGGCACAGACUCUUCCCCAUCCACCACUCCCGCCUCCACCACUCCCGCCUCCACCACUCCCGCCUCCACCACUCCCGCCUCCACCACUCCCGCCUCCACCACGCUCCACGCCUCCCACCCAGCGGCAUCGUUUGACUUCCAGGGUGCGUUCAAACGACGGUUUGAGCGCGAGUUCGGGUUCGACCUGCAGGGCGACCGGCGCGUGCUGAUCGACGACGUGCGAGUCAAAGGCGUGGCUCCCUCCGGCGUGCUGCAGCAGACCGCCAUUCCCAGGGCUGGGGGAAGUGAAGUGGGGGAUGCAGAAGGAGGCUUGGUGGCAGCAGGGGCGGCGGAGGCGGAGGGGGUGCAGCACCGGGUGUACUUUGAAGGCGGGUGGCGGGACACGGCAGUAUUCCGGCUGGAGAAGCUGCGGUGGGGGCAUGUGGUGCGCGGGCCGGCAGUGAUUCUGAAUGGCACGAGCACUGUGGUGGUUGAGCCGGGGUGCAGUGCUGGCAUCACCAAGUAUGGCAAUAUCGUCAUUGCUGUGGGGCAUACGCUGCAUGAAAGUGAUUUGGAGGCAACAGCAGAAGCAACAGCUGCAUCAGCAGUAAGAGCAGGAGCAGGGGCAGGAGCAGGAGAAGCAACAGUGGCAGCCUUACCAGCAGCACCAGCCGCCCCUUCCUCUCCCGCAGUCCCCUGGGACGUGGUGCGGCUAUCCAUCUUCGGCAAUCGCUUCAUGGGCAUAGCAGAGCAGAUGGGGCGAACCCUUCAACGCACCGCCAUCUCCACCAACAUCAAGGAGCGCCUCGACUUCUCCUGCGCACUCUUCUCCCCCGAUGGGGGCCUCGUGGCCAACGCUCCCCACGUGCCCGUGCAUCUGGGUGCUAUGUCAGAUACGGUGAGAUGGCAGCUGGAGUAUUGGGGGAGAGGGGCGGGGGUGGCGGAGGGCGGGUUGAAGGAAGGGGAUGUGCUUGUAACGAAUCAUCCCUGCGCUGGGGGGAGUCACCUGCCGGAUAUCACUGUAGUCACGCCGGUGUUUCGCGAGGGUAGGAUUAUAUUUUUUGUUGCAAGCCGAGGGCAUCAUUCGGAGAUCGGGGGAAGUACCCCUGGGAGCAUGCCGCCGUUUUCUCGGAGUAUUUGGGAGGAGGGAGCAGCGAUUCGGACGAUGAAGCUGGUGAAGGGAGGGGUUUUCCAGGAAGAGGCGAUUCGAGCGGUGCUGCUGGAGGGGCAGGUGUUGGAAGGGGUGAUGGCGGGUGGAGCGGGGUUGAGCGGGUCCGAACAGGUCGGUGGAAGAACAGUGCGGCGUGUGCCGGGCACACGCCGUAUCGAGGAUAACCUAUCGGAUCUGCGCGCACAGGUGGCAGCGAAUCAGCGAGGGAUUGAGCUUAUAGGGGAGCUUGUGGAGGAGUGUGGGCUGGAAACGGUGCUGGCUUAUAUGGGGUACGUGCAGGUGAAUGCUGAGCAGGUGGUGCGACGCAUGCUCACACGCACUGCCCUGAAACACUUAGAGAGCCAGAAGCGGGCGUCUCAGGAGCAGCAGCAGGCUUCCCAGAAGGCUUCACUGGAACAGCAGGGAGCAGCUGACAAGGCCUUACCAACUGAGGGUGAUGCUGAUGGUAAUGGUGAUGCUGAUGGGCAGCAGCAGGUGGUGGUGCUGCAAGGAGAGGACCGCAUGGACGACGGGUCUUUGAUCCGCCUGCGCAUCUCCAUCCACCCUUCCUCCGGCUCAGCCCACUUUGACUUCACAGGCACCAGCCCCGAGGUAUACGGCAACUGGAACGCUCCCACUGCCGUCACCACGGCUGCUAUUAUCUACUGCCUGCGCUGCCUGGUAGACUCUGAAAUUCCACUUAAUCAGGGAUGCUUGGCGCCUGUGCGGAUUACCCUUCCGCUGCAUUCGCUGCUGUCCCCGAGUGAUACCGCUGCUGUUGUGGGCGGCAAUGUGCUGACAAGCCAGCGGGUGACGGAUAUUAUUCUCGCCACGUUUGCAGCGGCGGCGAAUUCUCAAGGGUGUAUGAACAAUCUCACGUUCGGCGACGGGACUUUCGGGUAUUAUGAGACGAUUGCGGGUGGGGUGGGGGCGGGGCCGACAUGGCAGGGAGAAGACGGGGUGCAAAGCCACAUGACCAAUACCAGAAUCACCGAUCCUGAGGUGCUGGAACGGCGCUACCCGGUGCUUAUGAGAAGGUUCCGGCUGCGGCAGGGGAGUGGCGGGAGUGGGGAGAGGCGGGGCGGGCAUGGAGUGGAGCGGGAAUUGGAGUUUCUACGGCCUGCUACUGUCAGUAUGCUGUCGGAGAGACGGGUUUUGGCGCCGAAUGGGGGUGCGGGCGGCGGGUGUGGUGCGAGGGGGUUGAAUUUGCUGCGGAUUGCGCGGGAUGGGAGGGUGGUGAAUUUGGGAGGGAAGGCAAGUGUGGGGGUGGAGAGGGGUGAUACGCUGCUGGUGUGCACGCCGGGGGGAGGGGGGUGGGGGAUGGGUGGUGCAGGGGGGUAUGUGCCUAGUGCCGAGGUGAGCUGGCCUAAGUUCAGCUGUGAGGAGCAAGGAUGGGUGGGCGAGUUCGAAGGGGAGCUUGGCUAUUACCUGCCAAAGCAUUUGAGGCGUCACCCGGAGCGAGUCAAGCUUGCCACUCGCCCGCUUGGUUGUCCUCUUGACGCCUCUCGCCUACCCAACGUGUUUAUGGGGUACUUUGAACACCUGCCUCUCCGCAAACCUUGGCCCCCCAACUUCUACGGCACUCCAAUCGAACCCCAAAGUGACAUUUCAUGUGUCGCUUCGGGUGCCAUCUCAGGAGGCGGUUCAAGUGACGGUUCAAAUGGCAGUCCCAAUGGCAGUCCAGAGAGCAGCUUCAUUGGUGCCAAUCCAACAACUGGGACCGGAAACGUUACAAGUGCUCUAGCAGAAAGUGUCUUAGAGGAAAGUGUCUCAGGCGGGGUUAUCUCAGGCAAGAGUAUCGCAGGUGGGAUUUUCGCUAACGAGUCAGACUGGGUGAAGAAGCUCCGCUGCGACGGCCCUCCCUGCCCCUCCUUCGGCUCCUGCACCGCCCGCUUCCCCAACCUGGAGAAGUGGAGGCAUCGAAGGGGGUGGGCGCCGUUUGACGAGACGUGCACUAACCGGAAGGAUUUCACGCAGCACGAUGCGAGCGCGCUGCAGAUGAUGCGACUGGAGGACGUGUAUGUGACAGCCAACGGGGUGAAUCUCAACCGCACACACGUGUUCGUGAGGAAUGGGUGCUGGCGCUUCCCUGGAAUGCAGGCCAAGUAUGAGGCAACGCACGUCGUUCAGGAGCUGCCAGCAGUGUUCAACUGGGCGCACCAACCCGCCAACAACUUCUACCACUUCCUCGUGGAGCUCGUUCCUCUCUUCCUUGUCGCCGCGCCCCUCAUGGCCUCCACGCUGCGCCACGUGCCUGUGCUCGUGGGCCGUAAACAGGUACAUUGGUACGAGCAGCUGGGCGCUCCACUCAUCGGCAUCCAGACGGAUCAGAUUCGCCUGCUGCCCAUAUUUGACUAUGACCUCUUUCAUGCCCAUGUGGUAUACCAGCCCAUAUACCAAGACUGCAACCAUCCCAGCAGGCCCCUCUGGCGAUUGCUGCGGCGCCGCCAUCUGCUGCACCCCUCCGGCAUCCCUCUCUUCAAUCCUGACUGGACCUACCGCAACCACCGCCCUCUCUCCCUUCCUGAAGCGCGCUCCUUCCCCUCCGACUGGGUGGUGGUGCUGGCGAAGCGUCCUGAGGGGCAGAAACGUUCUAUGGUGAAUUUCCGGGGGGUGGAAGCGGAGGUGGUGCGGCGGUUUGGCCGCGAGCGAGUGGUGGUGUUCAACGGAUCGCUGCCGAUUCUGCAAGCCCGAGCACUCCUGUCACGAGCACGCUUCUACAUAGCGAGCCUUGGAGCCGCACUCACCAAUAUGAUUUUCAUGCCGGAACAAAGUUCAGUGCUGGAGAUUCGCCCUGAGGGUUGCGAUAUUACUGUCUUCAAUGCGCUCGCCUCUGCCUGCUCCCUGCGUUACCAUCUCGUGCUCACCAAGGGUGAUUGGGGCACCCCCAUUGUGGCGAAUGUGACGAGCGUGGCUCAAGUGCUUGAUUCUGUCCAGGCACGAAUGCGCAAGGAGGAUGGUGGAGAUGUGGGGUUGUAG
Molecule: messenger RNA, 10140 nt
Organism: Closterium sp. Yama58-4
Lineage: Eukaryota; Viridiplantae; Streptophyta; Zygnematophyceae; Desmidiales; Closteriaceae
Source: the annotation of a GenBank genome assembly